This is a messenger RNA of Phlebotomus papatasi, 1901 nucleotides long. RefSeq names its product short neuropeptide F (gene sNPF). The record is from RefSeq and is a predicted model, not a curated record. The coding region runs from base 370 to 1017 and encodes 215 amino acids. NCBI's taxonomy places the organism in Eukaryota, Metazoa, Arthropoda, Insecta, Diptera, Psychodidae. The transcript is spliced from 8 exons.
AAUAUCAGAGCCACACAAGCUCCAACACGGCGCCAAAGUGAAGAAGUCUCCCCCGAAAAAGCUUCCAAGUGUUGAGGAAUUUCUCUCCCAAAAAAAGCCAGAAGACAGUUUGUGACUGUUUAGUUUCUUUUUUUCUCUUCGAAGGAAGACUUCCUUCGGUCUCAAGUGAAGAAAAAAAAUAACCACUUAAUUGUGAUUGUGGAGGUGAAAGGAAGUGUGUUAAGAUAAUAAAAUCCAUCAGGAAGUUAGCCAAAGGAAGGAAGAAAUCAUCAAAUUUGGUGGAAAUUGGCAGUUUUUUUUGGAUUUCCCUCCUUCCGUAUUGUAUGACUUUUAGGCUCUUCUCUGGAAAAUCUUAAAAAGGAAGGAAAAAUGAAUGGCGCCAAACAAUCUCUUCUGAUAUUUGUUCUGAUUCUUGCGAUUCAGAUUCUCAUGGCAGCUCCUGCUCUGGACACUGAGAGUUCGAUAAAUGAUCUGUACGAGAGCUUACUACAGCGAGAAUACACUGGUCCCAUUUCACUUUCCGAUCACCAAGUGGAGCGCAAGGCAGUGAGAUCACCCUCCCUCAGGCUGCGAUUCGGCCGACGCAGUGAUCCCAGCUUCAAUCCCUUCCAGAUGGAGAAGAUCAACCAGAAACCCAUCAGAUCACCAUCUUUAAGGCUGAGAUUCGGACGACGAAAUGACCCACUGUUUCCCACAUUCAAUCAGGAUUUACUAAAUGAUGAGCUCACCUUCAAACGGCCAGAACGGAAGCCCGCUAGUCGCCUUCGCUGGGGACGAAGUGCUGCCACGACCAGUGAUAAUUCAAAUGAGGAAUUGGUAAAUCCUGGAGAUGCUCCAAUGACUCGUGAGGAGAGGAAACCAGCUCGACUUCGCUGGGGACGAAGUGAUGGUGGAAACCUGAGGAACAGUAUUUUCACUGAUGAAGAAAUCAAUCUCUUGGCUCAACUUAUUCAGGAUCAGGAAUCACUGAAUAAUUUCCUCGGAAAGCCCACGGAAAACCACAUGACUCUCAAUUAAAUUUCCUUCAUUUAUCAAGUGUAAACACCAACAAAGAAUCCUUUAGACUUUCUUCAUCCCCCAGCAUAGUGUAUAAAAUACCUUCUUCUGAGAGAGAAUAAGAAAGAGGGAAAUUGAUGGAAAUCAAUAAGAAAAAUAUAUAUAAUACAAAAUAGAAAAAAAAUGAGGAAAAACGUGUGACAGUGGAUAUAUCUUUUUCAAUAAAAGAAUGUUUUAAGAAAAAUAUCUCCAGUAUAGAUGCCAAAACAGAAGCCACUGAAAUUUUCUUGGAAAGAUCCAGCUACUUUCUGGGAAUAUCAACAACUAUUGAGCACAAAAGUAUUUGAUAAGCCACACAAAAUUACUACAUUGGACAAGUUUAUCUUGAGGAAUGCCAUGAAUUAAAAAAAAUAAAUAAAAAUAAAAAUUGAUGUAAUCUAAAAUCACUAUUGAGAUGAAAGAAGUUAAAUCCUAUGUAAUUAACAGAUUUAUGAUCAAUUAUCGCCGAAGAGUGGGAUGAGGAAUUACAUGAUAAAGUGUUAGUUUUGUUGCUGACUGCAAAAGUGUCUAUAUUUAAUUUAUCUAUUCUAUAUAAGAAUUUUAAAAGAAUAAAUUAGUGAUUGUGACAAAAAAUUCCUCAUGCGAAUUUUAUUUGUACGAUAUAACAAAAUUUUCCUCUGAAUAAAAAAAAGGCAUUAAAAGAAAAUAUUGUUGUAAUAGUCGGAAAAUCAAUACACACCCACAUCCUUUAUAAAAAAUUCUCAUUUUUUUCUGUAACCCAUACAAUUUCAAAAAAAUAUUAUAAAAUUUACUUCAAACCUCUGAUAAAUUAAUUGAAAUAAAUUAUAUGACAAUUAUAUAAUCAAAUUCAUGUAAAUAAAGAGGAAUUAUAUCAAUUAGAUGCA